This is a messenger RNA of Spodoptera exigua (beet armyworm), 651 nucleotides long. The record is from the annotation of a GenBank genome assembly. NCBI's taxonomy places the organism in Eukaryota, Metazoa, Arthropoda, Insecta, Lepidoptera, Noctuidae.
AUGUUUAUCGUUGCUUGCAGUGUGGUCUGUAUUCUAAGUGGAGGCAAUGUCGAUAAUAUAUUGCUGAAUCGCUGUAUGGAAAGAGGAUUAGCCUCCGAAGGACGACUAGUGAAAUUUAGGGUCGGUGUAAGAAAUGACCCGGUAUCUAAAUCUAAAUUAUUAUCACUAAUCGCAUCUGGAGGUUAUAAUAUUCAUCGUCACUUUCAAGACAACAGUUGGACAAAUGGGACGGAAUACUUUGUUGAGAUGAAAAUCGUGUGCGAGGCAAAAGGUUUGGCGCAUGCUUUGGAAUUGAAAAGGACUAUAGAACGAGCUUACCCAUGUACCGCCGUCUUUGAAAACGAACCAUUUAAUGAUAAAAGGACUUGUCCUUGUCACACAAAGAAAAUCACGACCGGGCGGGAGGUCGCGGUGCCUCAUUGCGCUUACCCCGCAACCCCUGCUGAACAUCAGCCCUAUAGGGCCCCGUCUGUGGUGGUCUAUUGGCUCUUUGAGGCGCGCGCGGAACGCUACGCGCUGUACGUUCGGGCCUGGUUCUGGUCGGGCGGCGAGCUGCCCUUGCCGACCGCAGACCCGCGCUUACGGUGGCCGGAGAUCAUCUUUCGAUCCCCGACGCCCGGAAUGUCGCCUAUUGCGGCGGCUGGGGCGUGA